GAUACAUUCGAUUCGGUUUAUUUGCCGAAUUGCUAAUCAUGAACUGAGAGGUCACAAAUGGUAAAUUGCGAACCUAAACAAUUGGCGUGUAUUCAUUCAUUUCCCGCGUAAAUCCUCCACCUUCUUCUUCGCCGGCGUUAAUGGAAUCGCCGACACAGACGUCUGAGCACAUAGAAUCCAUGACGGAGUUUCUAGUAAAGCACUACCCCGAUCAGCUCCGCGAAAUCUCUCUCUCUUCUGAUCCCAAACUUCACUACCCUCUCUUCAUCGAGUACGCAGAACUCGUUGACGAUAAUCCGUCUCUAGCGCGUCAAGUUUUCUCAGAUCCCGAACACUAUCUUCGGCAAUUCGACGAUUCAGCCAUUCUAGCUCACAAAAUUGCUUUGGAGCAUAUGAAGAAAUUUGAGGAGAAGAUUGGAAUUGAGAAGAGAUUUAUACAUGUUCGUAUAAACACUAGUGGAUCUCCUCUAGAACGAAGCCCUGAGACAUUCCCGAGUAUUGGCCGGGUUAGAGUAAAGCACCGCGGGAUUCUGAUGAUGUUGAAAGGCACGGUGAUUCGAUCCGGGGCUGUGAAAAUGUAUGAGGGAGAAAAGAUGUAUCGAUGUCGAAAAUGCAAGCACAUGUUUCCUAUUUUCCCUGAGUUAGAAUCAAUCAACUCUAUUGUGAAACCGCCUUUUUGUCCUUCUCAGCGGUCAAAAGCUUGUGAGGGCACAAACUUUGAUCCUGUAGAUGAUACAGUAACACGCCAUGAUUAUCAAGAAAUCAAAAUCCAAGAAAAUACUCAGGUUUUAGGUGUUGGUGUUAUCCCAAGGUCCAUUCUAGUCGUCCUGAAAGAUGACCUUGUUGACAAUGUUAAAGCUGGAGAUGAUGUUGUUGUCUCUGGAAUCUUGACUUCAAAAUGGUCUCAUGACUUGAAAGAUGUUCGUUGCGACCUUGAACCUAUGUUGAUUGCCAAUCAUGUCAGAAGAACUAAUGAGCUGAAAUCAGAAAUCGAUAUAUCUGAUGAUUUGAUCGAGAAGUUCAAGAACUUUUGGAGCCACUUCAGAGAUACCCCUUUGAAAGGGAGAAAUGCUAUCUUACGAGGUAUCUGCCCCCAAGUCUUUGGACUCUUCACUGUUAAACUUGCAGUUGCUUUGACACUUAUUGGAGGUGUGCAACAUGUUGAUGCUUCUGGUACAAAAGUACGGGGAGAAUCUCACUUGCUUCUUAUUGGUGAUCCAGGCACUGGAAAAUCGCAGUUCUUGAAGUUUGCUGCAAAACUAAGCAACAGAGCUGUAAUCACAACGGGACUAGGAAGCACAAGUGCUGGAUUGACUGUAACUGCAGUGAAGGAUGGAGGAGAGUGGAUGUUGGAAGCUGGGGCUCUUGUUCUUGCAGAUGGUGGACUUUGCUGCAUUGAUGAAUUUGAUAGCAUGAGAGAGCAUGACCGAGCAACCAUACAUGAAGCAAUGGAGCAACAAAGUAUAAGCGUUGCCAAGGCUGGCCUAGUAACAACUCUUAGCACAAAGACAAUCGUCUUCGGUGCAACCAAUCCUAAAGGACAAUAUGAUCCCGAUCAGUCUCUUUCUGUCAAUACUGCACUUUCCGGUCCCUUGUUGAGCAGGUUUGACAUUGUACUUGUUCUCUUAGAUACAAAAAAUCCUGAAUGGGAUGCAGUUGUAUCUUCUCACAUCCUUGCCGAGGUGCAAAUAGAGCAAGACAGAGAGGUCGAUGAUCUGACAACUAUUUGGCCACUACCGAUGCUUCAAAGAUACAUUCAGUUUGUGAAAAAAAACUUCAGACCUGUCCUAUCAAAGGAAGCAGAAGAAAUAAUUUCAAGUUAUUAUCGACUCCAAAGAAGAUCUUCAACUCAUAAUGCAGCAAGAACAACCGUGCGGAUGUUGGAAAGCUUAAUCCGUUUGGCUCAAGCUCAUGCAAGGCUUAUGUUCAGAAAUGAGGUCACGCGAUUAGAUGCCAUAACAGCUAUCUUGUGCAUUGAAUCAUCGAUGACUAUUUCAGCCAUAGUAGACAGUAUGGGGAAUGCGCUACACUCAAAUUUCUCCGAAGAACCAGAUCAGGAAUGUAUCCUUUUUCGGCAUUAACUAACUUUUGUUCCUAUAUAUGUCCAAAGUCCGCCUUUCGUUACUUAGGAGUCAUCUUCUGGAGCAUUGCGGCUUGAAGUUUUUGUAUCUUUUCCCCUAACAUAAAGAAACAAACAGACGCGAAGCAAGAGAGAUCAUCCUUGGAAAGCUAAGAGGCGACGACAUCUAUUAGUGUGUGGCUGCGAUGAGUAGUGACCCCACAGAAAAGAGAUAAGUUUGCAAUAAUCUCCCUCACGUUUCUCAUGCAAGUUUUCCUUUGUAUAAAGUGCAUUAUGUGUGAUUCUGCAGUGGAUAUGGCUCGUGUGGUUCCUUUAGAGUAUAUCUAGAGAGCAAACUUACCUUAAAAAGAUGUAUGUAUUCCAUCUCCAUGUCCAAUUCAAUCAAAUAGGUAAAGAAAACACAGAUUUUCUUAUCUUUCGACGGAUGAUAUCAACCGCUUUCCAUAACAUUCCACUUGCCAUUGCAAUACAUUGUUGAACCAAGAACGCAUUUUGAAAACGUAUGUGUAAGUACUUCUUAAGAACUUUUAGUUGACUAUGGAAUUUUUGCAAGGUAGC
Molecule: messenger RNA, 2638 nt
Organism: Arabidopsis thaliana (thale cress)
Lineage: Eukaryota; Viridiplantae; Streptophyta; Magnoliopsida; Brassicales; Brassicaceae
Gene: MCM9
Product: minichromosome maintenance 9
Exons: 18
Coding region: 141-2081 (646 amino acids)
Cellular component (GO): nucleus
Molecular function (GO): DNA binding; ATP hydrolysis activity; ATP binding
Source: RefSeq, marked reviewed